Oncorhynchus keta (chum salmon) is the source of this 1274-nucleotide messenger RNA. Its product is annotated as threonylcarbamoyladenosine tRNA methylthiotransferase-like. Gene Ontology annotation, cellular component: endoplasmic reticulum. The transcript has 4 exons. Lineage: Eukaryota; Metazoa; Chordata; Actinopteri; Salmoniformes; Salmonidae. The record is from RefSeq and is a predicted model, not a curated record. The coding region runs from base 316 to 570 and encodes 84 amino acids. Gene Ontology annotation, molecular function: tRNA (N(6)-L-threonylcarbamoyladenosine(37)-C(2))-methylthiotransferase activity; 4 iron, 4 sulfur cluster binding. Gene Ontology annotation, biological process: tRNA methylthiolation.
CUGUGGCCCGGGUAUCUGCCCCCCGAUUGGCUAGAAUGGUCCCACCUGAUCUAUACUCUUCCUGCCUGCCUUCCAUCUUUACGGACAUGUAUUUCCAUCGUUCGAGCGGCGAAUAGACUCUCUUGUCAAUAUAAUAGACAAUCUUUGUGUCAGAGCUGAUCAUAACAACCUUCCAACUAGCAGCUUUGAGUUUGUCUUCCAUUCGAGAGUGAACAUUUAUUAGUGCCGUGUUAACGACUGAAGUAAUAACCGGACAUAAACACAGAUCGUCAUUAUGCCUUCUGCUUGUGACUCCCGAUCGAUGACAUUGAGGACAUGGUGUCAGCUGACGACCCGACUCCACAGGAGAGGCAGUAUGCCAGGAAGAGCAUCGUCCCCAGAGCCAGGAAGAGAAACACCCAGCAGACGACAGAGGUGCUGCAAGCAGACAGCGUGAUCCCAGGCAUGCAGAAGAUCUGGAUGAGGACGUGGGGCUGCUCCCACAACAACUCAGACGGGGAAUACAUGGCUGGACAGCUGGCAGCGAGCGGAUACAAGAUGACAGCAACAAAUAAUGACUCUGGAAAGUAAAGAGACAAUUAUCUCUGCUGUGUUUUUAAAAAAUCAGUAACUGUAGAAUCUACAACUAAAGCAGCAAAAAGCACAUUUGGGUUUUAAGUGUGUUUGUCCUCAAGACCCAAUAUUGAAAUGGUGAAGCCCAGUUCCCCCUGUCCACCACCAGAGGGCAGUGUUGCCCCACUGUAAAGAGACACCAUUGUUCCCUCCGGCAUCUCCACAGCACCACAAGCAGGUCAACAUUUUCCUCCUCUGAAUUGACUGCUCUCCCAGAUAGCAUGAUGUCAGACUUGAUUUGUGAAAACAUUUUGUUAAACAGCGAGUAACUUUUGUCAGUAUCGACAAGUGAGCCGCAUGCACUGUUAAAGAUUCAUAAUGAUUCACUCAUAUUAAAGAUUCAUAAUGAUUCACUCAUAUUAAAGAUGCAUAAUGAUUCACUCCUAUUAAAGAUGCAUAAUGAUUCACUCCUAUUAAAGAUGCAUAAUGAUUCACUCCUAUUAAAGAUGCAUAAUGAUUCACUCCUAUUAAAGAUGCAUAAUGAUUCACUCCUAUUAAAGAUGCAUAAUGAUUCACUCCUAUUAAAGAUGCAUAAUGAUUCACUCCUAUUAAAGAUUCAUAAUGAUUCACUCCUAUUAAAGAUGCAUAAUGAUUCACUCCUAUUAAAGAUGCAUAAUGAUUCACUCCUAUUAAAGAUGCAUAAUGAUUCACUCCUAUUAAAG